This is a messenger RNA of Mauremys reevesii (Reeves's turtle), 2033 nucleotides long. It is a transcript of the gene GPC5, whose product is annotated as glypican 5. The coding region runs from base 639 to 1964 and encodes 441 amino acids. The record is from RefSeq and is a predicted model, not a curated record. The transcript is spliced from 6 exons. Lineage: Eukaryota; Metazoa; Chordata; Testudines; Geoemydidae. Gene Ontology annotation, biological process: cell migration; positive regulation of canonical Wnt signaling pathway; regulation of protein localization to membrane. Gene Ontology annotation, cellular component: cell surface; extracellular region; plasma membrane.
ACAAAUCUUUUAAUCUUGAAGCCCUGCAACGAACUCCAACUAAUGAAGCUGCUUGAAGCCCUGCAACGAACUCCAACUAAUGAAACUGCGGGUGGAAAUUGGAGGGCAGGCGUUUGCUCCCAACGCUACGCCGAGGUCUGUGAGGCGGAGAGGGAGUUGCACAGUACUGCAGCAAGGAGGUUGCCUUGUUGGAGCAGCAGGGCGUUUGGAGGGUGUUGCACCCUAAUGCUGAUGAGGUCAGUCGGGGGGCGGUGGUUGCUGGGAAGGCGGGGCAGGCUGCAGUACUCGGGUUUCUUUCUCCUGCAGCACAGAUGUGCCUGCUGUAGCACCGGACCCGGUGCGAAGUCGACCGUGCCGCCUAUGUGACAGCGGCAGGGAUAGCGGGCGAUUCCCUCAGCAUCCCCGCUCCCGGGGAGACGGCGGUGGCGCCAGGUGAACGCAGCUCUGAGAAAUUCUCCCCACGCAUCCUGCUCCCGCUGCUGCGCGCAGCUGUGGCUGCAGGUUCCCGAGUGGCAGCUGCUGCUGGCGGACUCGACUUGUCCCACUUCGUGCGUGGCAGGGGACGGGCGGCUGCGGGUCAGGGGGCUCUUGGGGCAGAGUUUGUACAGUUGGCUGGAGAGCUGCUGCGCCGCCCGGAGAUGGGAAGGCAGAGCCUGCGCUCGGGCAUCCUCCUGUUGGCGGCUCUGGCGUCUCUAAAAGGCGAGAAGCUGCCAAACUGCGAGGACGCUCGGAAAGUUUUCCAGCUGCUGCAGAUCGGCCCCGCCAAGGGGCUGCCGGAGACCCCGCGGGCAGGGGCUGAUCUUCAAGUUUGUACAUCUAAAAAUCUAACGUGUUGUACCAAAAAGAUGGAGGAGAAAUACCAGAUUGUAGUAAAGCAGGAUAUACAACAAGUGCUUCAAACAUCAAGCUCUACUUUAAAGUUUUUAAUAUCUCAUAAUGCAGCUGCUUUUCAAGAAACCUUUGAAAUGCUUAUCAGACAGGCUGAGAAUUACACAAGCAUACUUUUCUGCAACACAUACAGAAACAUGGCUGUCGAGGCUGCUAUGGCCGUUCAAGAGUUUUUUACAGAUGUGGGACUCUUUGUAUUUGGCAUAGACAUUAGUACAGAAGAACUGGUGAACAGAUUUUUUGACACCCUGUUCCCACUAGUCUAUAACCAUCUGAUUAAUCCUGGUCUGACUGACAUUUCACUGGAAUAUUCAGAAUGCAUUCGAAUGUCACAAAGAGAUUUCAGUCCUUUUGGUAAUGUUCCAAAAGUAGUCAUGGGACAAAUGGGGAGAUCAUUUUUAUCCAGUCGUACUUUUUUGCAGGCCCUCAAUUUAGGGAUUGAAGUGAUCAAUACAACAGAUCAUUUGCAGUUCUCUAAAGACUGUAGCAGAGCCUUACUACGAAUGCAAUAUUGCCCCCACUGCCAAGGAAUGACUUUAAGUAAGCCAUGUAUGGGGUACUGCCUGAAUGUACUCAGAGGCUGCUUGGCUAACAUGGCAGAAAUUGACCUUCACUGGCGGAGAUAUAUUCAGUCAUUGGAAGAGUUAUCCAGUACAAUGCAUGGGACAUAUGACAUUGAGCACGUACUUCUGAACUUUCACUCACUUGUUAAUGAUGCUCUGACACAUGCUAGUAUCAAUGGACCAAAAGUAACUGAACAGGUAAACAAGAUAUGUGGUCAUCCUGUGAGAAAGCCGACAUUGUCGCCAGGUUAUUCUGAUCAGAACAAACAUAAUCAAGGGAUGAAGAUGUCUGCAAGAGACAAUGAAGAAACACUGGCCAACAGAAGAAAAGAAUUUAUGAAAAAUCUACAGCUGUACAAGACAUUCUAUGGAGGCCUGGCUGAUCAGCUGUGUAUCAAUGAGUUAGCAGCUGCUGAUGGGCUAGCAUGUUGGAAUGGUGAAGAUGUCGUAAAAAGGUCACCCAGAACGGUGUUACCUCUCUUCUUCAGCAAGAGUGAGCUUUGCUGCUGCUAAGCUGUGUGUCAGCAUCCCAACAAAUGAGCAUGUCUGUCUUGCCAGCAAACUCCUCAGGCCUUUGCCAGU